Messenger RNA from Gossypium arboreum, 2645 nucleotides. RefSeq names its product autophagy-related protein 13b-like. Gene Ontology annotation, biological process: piecemeal microautophagy of the nucleus; mitophagy; protein localization to phagophore assembly site. NCBI's taxonomy places the organism in Eukaryota, Viridiplantae, Streptophyta, Magnoliopsida, Malvales, Malvaceae. The record is from RefSeq and is a predicted model, not a curated record. Gene Ontology annotation, cellular component: phagophore assembly site; extrinsic component of membrane; Atg1/ULK1 kinase complex.
AUUAAUUAAACUCAUCACGUACGAGGGAUUGGUUUAUCCAACAUAGAGAGUCACAAAUUAAAAGAAAAGAAAAUUAUUAGGAAGGAGUCCAUUCAUGACGUGGGAAGGUGAAGGUGGGGCUGAGAGCACACUUGGGAUUGGGACCCAUCCUCUCCCUUUGGUCUUUGCUGCUAACUUCACGGAGAAGUUCUCUUUCGGCCUUUUCUUCUCUGUGUUUUCCUUUCCCCUGAAAGAACGAUAACCAAAAUCAUAAAUCCUCAUCUCACUCCAACUCUAGUAUUUUUCACAGCACACCAGUGAAACUAUCUGCACAGGUGUUUCAAGUUCGAAUUUUCAGUUUCCCUUAAAAGGGUUUGAUUGUUCCACUUUUAGCUUCUUCUUUUUUCCUUUUUCUUUUUAUAAUAUGGCAUCAUCUCAUAGCAAUACUCACACCGAAGCCGCAAAAUUGGAACAAAUCAUCACUGAAUUCUUCUAUAAGAGUCUUCUAAUUAUUCUUGAAUCGAGGUCUCCUUAUGUGUCAUCGCGAAAUUAUAGUGGUGAACAAAUUAUGUCAUCUCCAUCUUCGUCCACAUCAUCUUCCUCAGGUGUGAGACCAAGAGAUAAAUGGUUCAAUUUAGCUCUUAGGGAGUGCCCUUCAGCAUUAGAAAAUUUUGAUCUUUGUCGCCAGAGUAAUUUUGAGCCGGUAGUGAUUGAUGUUACCUUGGAGCAGAAGCCUCUUGAUUGGGAUCCUGUGACCUUUUCCCCCAAAAGUGAUCUUGUUAAGCAUUCUUCAUCAAAAGAUAAGAAUUCAUUUUUCUGGAAUUCUGAUCAAGAAGAAUCAGGCUGUGAGGCAAAAGGUGAGAAGGUUAUAGAAAGGUGGUUCGUGCAGCAUGAAAGUAGAAAGGGUAGGGAUUGCAGUUCAGGGAGUAGAAGGUCAAGUAGUAAUAAUUUGAGUGCAUUAUAUAAGAAAUUGAUAUUGCUGUUGAGGUCCUUAUAUGUGACCGUUAGGCUUUUACCUGCGUACAAGAUAUUCCGUGAUCUCAAUUCAUCUGGUCAAAUCCGUGCUUUUAAGCUUGUUCCUAGGGUAUCCUCUUCUGUUGAAUCUUUCACUCAGAAAGACGAGGCUGAAAUGCAGCGAUUUUGGUUCACCCCUGUGGAUACUUCUUGUGGAAGGCUUUGCCUUUCAGUUUUGUACCGUUCAUCAAUCUCAGAUAUAAGUUCCGAGUCAUCAACCCCUAUGUCCCCUCAAUUUAUACCAGAUUAUGUUGGAAGCCCAUUGACAGACCCACUGAGAAGAUUUCCUUCUCUUCCUGUGUCACAGGGCUCUCCAUCAUCUUUGCCAUUCUCAAGAAGACAUAGUUGGAGUUUUGAUCGUUACAAGGCUUCACCGCCUUCAGUUUCUUUCUCACCAUCCCCAACACAUUCAGAAUCACAUGCUUUGGUUUCUAACCCAAGCUCUCGCCGUGCGCCACCUAUGAGCUUACCUCCUCAUCCUCCUGGGGCAUCUCUACCUCAUAAGAAGAAUACAAACUUUGAUGAGUAUUGGCCUUCCCCAAAUUUUUCUGCUUCCCCUUCCCCAUCCCCAUCCCCUUCCCCCUCACCAUCACCGCCCAUCCGCAUUCCCGUUCAUCUGUCAAAAGAUCUUUUACGUUCUGAAAGUGCUCCUGUUAACAUACCUGUCCGUAAGCUUGCUGGUUCCCCUGCAUUGUCCUGCAAGCAAAAUUUGCCACCAUCUCCUCCCCUUAAAAUUUCAAGAGCUGAUAUUUCUUGGACUGAUAAUAAUAUGGGUCCCAUGAAAUCUGGCGCAACUAUCGAGAAGCUGUACUCUUUCGGGAAAGGAGACGGUCAGAAAUAUUCUGGAGUGAACUCACCCAGAAUUUCAUUUUUCAGAAGCUCCAGUAGGUCUAUACAAGAUGAUUUUGAUGACUCUGAGUUUCCAUGUCCAUUUGAUGUGGAGUACGAUGAUAUGGACCCUGGUAGCAGACCCGAGUCUUAUGAUAGAAGAGGAAAUCCAUCUGAUCCAAACGAGGCAGGAUUGUUUAUGAAUAGAAAAUCCCAAGAUGCUGCGGUUGGUGCUCUUGUACGGUUGCUGAAGAAAGCCCCUCCACUUCGCCAAGACAUACCGAGUUCGAUUAAUUUUUCAGAAGCCUCGAGGCCAGAAAUGUGGAAUAACAACAUCCAAGAGCAAAACCAGAACAAAGAGGCUGUGACUGUUGAACGUGAUGCUUCUUCAAUUAUUACAUCUUCUAGGCUUGUCGCAUCAAUGACAACGGCGGAUGCAUUAGAGGAACUUCGGAGUUACAAAGAGAUGAAAAACUUGUUGCUUAGUGAAGGUGGUAAGUCUUGCAUAUCUGCCAAUUUAACCUCUGGGGCUAAACAUUCUGGCAAGGGUACAUGAGACUGAUCAACUUAUGUGAUAUUGGUAUAGUUUCACAUAUGUACAGCGCUAUGGUUUGAAAGACUACUACUACAUGCUAUACAGCUGAAACCAUUUUCCUCUUUUUGUGAUCAUAGGAGUAUAUAUAUACAAUAUAUAAGUUUUUGGUUAAGAUUUUUGUUAACAACAGAAGGGUUAUUUGCUGGCCCCGAAAUCUUUGUAAAAAGCACUCUUGUCUCUGAUCCUACAUAACAUAAUUGCACAUAAGGGUGGCGCAUGCUUUGAUAUA